AUGGGGACACUGCGGGAUCUUCAGUAUGCACUCCAGGAGAAGAUCGAGGAGUUGAGGCAGCGUGAUGCUCUGAUUGAUGAGCUGGAAUUGGAGCUGGACCAGAAGGAUGAGCUGAUCCAGAAAUUACAGACGGAGCUGGACAAGUACCGGGCAGUGGUGCGGCCAACCCCGUCCCCGCCGGGCCAGCCAGAGCUGCAGGAGCAGCAGAGGACCAAGCGCCAGGCCAUUUCAGCAGAGCCCACUGCACUUGACAUUCAGGACAUCAGCCACGUGACACUCGCCUGCUACUCCAAGAGCGAACAGUCCCGGCUGCUGAUUAAAGGCGCGAUCCUGGAGAACGACUUCAUGAAGAACCUGGAGCUGUCUCAGAUCCUGGAGAUUGUAGAUUGCAUGUACCCGGUGGAGUACAGCAAUGGCAGCUGCAUCAUCAAGGAGGGCGAUGUCAGCUCGCUUGUGUACGUCAUGGAAGAGGGGAAGGUGGAGGUGACCAAGGAUGGGCUGAAGCUGUGCACAAUGGGGCCUGGCAAGGUGUUUGGAGAGCUGGCCAUUCUCUACAACUGCACGCGGACAGCCACAGUGAAAGCCCUGACUCACACCAAGCUGUGGGCGAUCGACCGGCAGUGCUUUCAGACCAUCAUGAUGAAGACUGGCCUCAUUAAGCACGCAGAGCAUAUGGAGUUCCUGCGGAGUGUCCCCUCACUGCAGGAGCUGCAGGAGGAUGUUCUGAGUAAACUGGCUGAUGUCUUGGAAGAGACUCAUUAUGAUGAGGGAGAUUACAUCAUCAGGCAGGGAGCCAGUGGUGACACGUUCUUCAUCAUCAGCAAGGGGAAGGUGAGCGUCACCCAGCAAAAAGUGGCCAAUGAGGAGCCUGUGUUCCUCUGUACUCUGACCCGAGGGGACUGGUUUGGGGAGCAGGCACUCAAGGGAGAGGACGUGAGAACGGUGAACGUUGUUGCUGCAGAUGACGUGACGUGUCUGGUGAUCGACAGAGAGUCAUUCAAGCAGCUGAUUGGUGCACUGGAAGACGUCAACAGCCGAGUUUAUGAGAGCACUGAGGCAAAAGCCAAGUUCGAGGCAGAAGCAGCUUUCUUCUCCAACCUGGAUUUCUCUGAUUUCCAGAUUGUCAACACGCUCGGGGUCGGGGGUUUUGGCCGAGUUGAACUGGUAAGAUGUCUUUUUCAGGUGCAGCUGAAGAGCGAUGAGUCCCAGACCUUCGCCAUGAAGAUCCUGAAGAAGCAGCACAUCCUGGACACCAGGCAGCAGGGCCACAUCCUGUCAGAGAAGCACAUCAUGCAGGAGACGCACUGCGGCUUUAUUGUCAGGCUGUACCGCACCUUUCGAGACAGGAAAUAUCUUUACAUGCUGAUGGAGGCAUGUCUGGGGGGCGAGCUGUGGACAAUCCUGAGGGACAGGGGAUCGUUUGAUGAUGUGACAACGCGCUUCUACACGGCUUGUGUGGUCGAGGCGUUAUCCUACCUGCACUGUCGCAGCAUCAUCUACCGGGAUCUGAAACCAGAGAAUAUCAUCCUGGACCAAAGGGGCUGUGCCAAACUAGUUGACUUUGGCUUUGCAAAGAAGAUUGGUUAUGGAAAGAAAACGUGGACUUUCUGUGGCACCCCAGAGUACGUGGCCCCGGAAAUCAUCCUAAACAAGGGCCACGACAUCUCUGCAGAUUACUGGUCCCUGGGGAUCUUGAUGUACGAGCUGCUAAGCGGCAGUCCUCCUUUUUCAGAGUCAGACCCAAUGAAAACCUACAAUAUCAUCCUCCGCGGGAUUGACAUGGUGGAGUUUCCAAAGAAAAUCACAAAGAACGCAGCGAAUCUCAUCAAGAGACUGUGCAGGGAUAAUCCCUCUGAGAGGCUGGGGAACCAGAAGAAUGGAGUCAAGGACAUCCAGAAACACAAGUGGUUUGAAGGGUUUAACUGGGAGGGACUGAGAAAGGGCACGCUGACGGCCCCCAUCAUCCCGAGUGUCAGCAGCCCUCUUGAUACAAGCAAUUUCGACUGCUUCCCUGAGGACAGCGAGGACCCACCCCCUGACGAGGACUCGGGAUGGGACGCAGAAUUCUGAUUGGCCAGUACAAACCAACGCAGGAGAGCGGACAUAGUGAACACAAAGCAUGAAGCUGAAUUCUGAUUGGCCAGCAAGCACCCAGGAGACCAAUCUGUUCCUGACUUCUGAUUUGCUAGCAGGAAUCACGCAGGGAUGUGGGUCACAGAAACUAUGGAGGAUGCUGUCCGAUUGGCUAUCGGAAGAACGUGGGAAACAAUCGUUGAUUUCUAACCAUUAUUCAGAAAAAAAAACUCAGGUGGUAGAUGCUUCUGCUCUGUUGCACUAAAAUGAUGGAGUGACCUGCCCAGUACUGUAAGGGAAGCUCCCUUGGCUGAUGUUUUUAAAUCUUGAUUAAAACCACAUUUUUAUACUGUGGUGU
Polyodon spathula (Mississippi paddlefish) is the source of this 2431-nucleotide messenger RNA. RefSeq names its product cGMP-dependent protein kinase 1-like. Gene Ontology annotation, biological process: protein phosphorylation. Gene Ontology annotation, molecular function: cGMP-dependent protein kinase activity; ATP binding. NCBI's taxonomy places the organism in Eukaryota, Metazoa, Chordata, Actinopteri, Acipenseriformes, Polyodontidae. Bases 1 to 2070 code for a protein of 689 amino acids. The transcript is spliced from 18 exons. The record is from RefSeq and is a predicted model, not a curated record.